UAUGUAGUCGUACAAGCCCGCGAGUUCGUCUGAUAUCGCGUAUACAGAACCACCGCCGACAGUGUGGAUGUCCGUAUCCAUAGUGGCCGCUCGCGUUUUACCUAUACGAUACGCGGAAAACCGUAAUCACUAAAAUACAUUAUUAUACAAACGAUAUCAAUAGCGAUAAAAUAUUUUCCGCUCACCUGCGACGAGUGCGCCGUAUAUUCCGAUCGUUUUCCGUAUUAUUACUACGCUACGAUAUUCGUUCAAAGGCCCACGUCGCGGCCGCCUGCUCUACGCGCGAUUUCCGACUGCUGCGCUGCAGGUAACGAGUGCGCGGUUUCGACGAGACGGUAGCCGGAACGUCGACUUCCGAAUAGUGUGUCCGGUGCGAAAAACGGUGGUCCAAUGCCCGCCGUUAUCAUACAACAAUAACUGCAAUAACAUUAUACAGUCACGUCGUAUCUUUUACGCAUAAUAUAUUAUAUAUAACUAAAUUUUUGUUGUCGUUAUCGUGCUUAAACCAAACCCCCGUGCCGUGCGGUAUGUACUCCACGCAGUAGUUUUUCGACGAUAUUUUUGAAUUUUCAAUUUCAUAAUAAAUUGAAAUGUUGUUUUUGCGAUGUUUUGUUCGUGACAUUUUUUUAAAAUCCAUUUGUUGACGGUCGCAGAGGUCGCGUGCAACGAUUACUCAGAACGCUAAUUGGAAAAUCAUAUUUUUUCGGACGAUUUAUCACAGUUAUACUCAAUGAUGUACGAAAGCGCAUGUUCGUACCAAAGUGCAUUAGACCUGAAAAGGGUGGCGAUGUCAUCACCACCUAGUAUAAAAACAGAAAAUGACUGUCUUCCAACUACCACUCCACAAUGGCCAUCAGUAGGAGUGGCUAGUUGUGCUUAUAGGUUUGCAUGUAAUUCCACGUUUGAGCAACUUAAACAGUCAGUAGAAAAGGCAAAAGCUGCAUUACAGGAUCGUGGAAGUUACUUAUCAUCAUGUGACUUAGGUACGUCACCUUUUUGUCCAGCAACACCAUCAUCCAGGACCCCAGUGUCUACUCAUCUAACUACCAAUUCACUCGAUUUAUUUCAGGAUGAACAAAAUAAUACUGACAAACGAAACAAUUACAUUGAUUCAUCAAAUAGCAGAUACGAUAAAAGCUCUGGAUUGAUGCAUUUAUCAUCGUCUACUUCAAAUGGUUUAUCUUCUGUAGGAAAAUCAUCGUCAUAUUUGCCAUCAUCCAUAUCAGAAUCAUUUAGAUCGUCAUCUAAAUCAGAUACUCAUUAUAAAGGAUCAUGGAGUACACAUUCAUCAGGGCAAACACAAGAUCCAUAUCAAAUGUUUGGGGCCACAAGCAGUCGAUUAGCUAGCUCUGGUUCUGGUCAAAUACAAUUGUGGCAAUUUUUGUUGGAAUUAUUGUCUGAUAGUAGUAAUGCAGCAUGUAUAACAUGGGAAGGUACAAACGGUGAAUUUAAGUUAACCGACCCUGAUGAAGUAGCGCGUAGAUGGGGUGAAAGGAAGUCUAAACCAAACAUGAACUACGACAAAUUAAGCAGAGCAUUAAGGUAUUAUUAUGACAAAAAUAUCAUGACCAAAGUUCAUGGAAAAAGGUAUGCGUACAAGUUCGAUUUUCAAGGAUUGGCAGCAGCAACUCAACCAGCUGCUGCAGAUCCGUCAGCGUACAAAUAUCAAUCAGACUUAUUCAUGACAACCUAUCAUCACCAUCAUCAUCAUUCUCCAAAAUUAAACUUCAUUUCACCUCACGCACCUGGAAUAACAUCUACUGCAGGUAGCAUAUUUCCAUCAGCAUCGUCGUAUUGGACCAACCCGGGUGCCAACCUUUACUCGAACAUUGCCGCUGCGUCUGCGACGCAUUCGAUGGGCCAUCAUCACCACCACCCAGGUGCUAGCACCGGUGUCAGCCACCACACAGGAGUCUCACCGCACCUGGCCAACUACUCGCAUUACGCGUCACCAUGACCGACGGAUGUACACUGGGCUGCCAGGUCGCUGCCAGGCACCACCGCAGGUCGUUCGCCGCCACAUCCAUACAAGCCCACCGAAUGAACAAUCUCUAGUGGUUCUAGUCAUCAUACUUAAUUACAUACUUAAUUUAAGUCAACAUUGUUUUUCAUUCGUUAUAAUAAUCGGGCAAAAACAUAAGUCCAUUUUCAAACCGUUAUACUAUAUCAUAUUACGUGUAGGUAUAACUAUAAUAAUAAUAAUAAUAAUACGAUAUAAUUAUAAAAUCGACACUCAUUUAGAAUCUCCUCGGAGUGGAAAGGAAGGCCUUUGAAAAUUCAUAUUAAUUUCAUUGUACGCAAACAGAUUUCAUUUGUAAAAAUACCCUUUGUCUGUGCAACCGCUAGUGUUGAUUAGUUUUAGUGUUUUAAAAAAUUUCUUAUAAAACGAAAAAACUGACACACUACUGUCAUACACCCACACACAAACACACUACACAGGUUAUGAGCUCAUGACAAUCAACUCGUAUCAACACAAGAGUAUACCACACAAAAGUAUUGACUAAAAAUUCUCAUGUUGAAUACCACCAUGAUCAAUCCCUAAACAACCUCGUUACUGUAAUUUGUACUUUGAUUUAGAACUACGUACACACCUGUAUAUACACUACAGGUAAGCGUUUAAACGUGCUGCUACUACAUUAUAUUUUAUCGGUCAAUUAUUGUUAUUUUAAAAAUUAUAAUUUUUAAUUAGCUGGUUCUACGAACGUAUCACAAACAAUUUAAUUGUGUAAAAUAGUAAACAAUAUAAUAUUAUCGUUGAAACUUUCAGGUUUUUAACCAUUUUUUAUUAGCAACACAUUUUUUUUAAUUUAAGUAUUUUAUCAGCCUAUACUUAUUUAACCUUACCAAGAUUGACUGAGAAAAUUAGUGUAGUACAUUAGUGCAUUAAAUAUUUUAAACUGUAUGUGACGUAUUAUACAACUUGUGAUAAUUCUAUACAAGUACAAACUUAUAAUAAUAUAUCCUUAUUUUUGCAUUGAGCAAUAUUAAUUAUUUAAUAAUAUAGCCUACCACUUAUGUACGUACUUUUAUUAAAAACUAAAUAUAAUAUACUAAAAUAAUAAUCAUAAAUUAAAUAAUUAAAAACAACUAGUACAAACAGAAUUUUAAUAAAAGUAUUAUUAUUUUAUUUUAUAAAAACAAAUUUAAUUUAAAUGCUUAUAACAAUAUAAUUAUAAUAAACUGAACACACUGAUAUUAAUGAUAUUAUUAAAGAUAUAUAUUCCUUGAAUCAAUGAAAAACCAAAAUUAUUAUUUUAAUAGCAUUUACAAGUACAAAUGUUAAUAUACUAAUAAUUGUUAUUUCCUAUUUACCAAACACUUUAUUGGAAUAUCAAUAUUAUUUAACAUAUAACACUUAUUCUAGUCAUUUUGUGAUUAAAACUGGCAAUUCAGAUCUCGUUUCUUCAUAAACAAACCCCUUAUAAUAUGUAUUAAACAACAGUGUUUAUUAUUAUUAAAAUAUAUAUAUAUAUAUAUAUAACCCACAAUGAUUGUACAAUAUACAAGUAUAGUACAAUAUUUGUCAUUUGUUUUGUUAGAUACUUUAUGUAUGAGUUAUGACAAUCUAUCAUAGCUAUAGAUUAUUUUUAAAAAAAAAGUUUUAAUUUUAAUGUAUUAUAAAGUAAUUUAUACUAAGGAAAUAAAAACUUAGCUUUGUGCUAAAGUAAAAGUAAAGUGCAAUAUAAAUAAUUAUACAUUUUUGUUUUUAUAGAUUUAAGAAUAUUUAGUUAGAAGUUUAAUUUGUAUGAAUGUAAUAUUAAUCUUUGUACAGGCCUUAUACUAAUAGAAGGCAUCAAAACUAGUCCUAUACGCUAUUAUAUACAUAUACAUAUAUGAUCAUUACAUUUAUUAUAAUAGUGUCAUAAAAUAAUAGAAUGACGUUACACAUUGUAAAUACAACUCCGUGUUAAAGAACAAAAUAAAACCAUUAUUAUACUGUGUUUUUAA
Molecule: messenger RNA, 3948 nt
Organism: Aphis gossypii (cotton aphid)
Lineage: Eukaryota; Metazoa; Arthropoda; Insecta; Hemiptera; Aphididae
Product: DNA-binding protein D-ETS-3-like
Exons: 10
Coding region: 731-1957 (408 amino acids)
Biological process (GO): regulation of transcription by RNA polymerase II; cell differentiation
Cellular component (GO): nucleus
Molecular function (GO): sequence-specific DNA binding; DNA-binding transcription factor activity, RNA polymerase II-specific
Source: RefSeq, a predicted model, not a curated record